UUGUCCUCUCUAGGGGAGUGUCAUAUGUUGCUGGUUGGGGACCCUGGCACAGGGAAGUCUCAGUUUCUGAAGUAUGCAGCUAAGAUUAUGCCUCGCUCUGUACUCACAGCUGGAAUUGGAUCAACAAGUGCAGGACUGACCGUAGCAGCGGUUAAAGAUGGUGGUGAUUGGCAUCUGGAGGCAGGAGCCCUGGUCCUGUCAGAUGGUGGUUUGUGCUGCAUUGAUGAAUUCAACAGCAUCAAGGAACAUGACCGCAUCAGCAUCCAUGAAGCUAUGGAGCAACAGUCUAUUAGUGUGGCCAAAGCUGGUAUGGUGUGUAAGCUAAACACUCGAACAACCAUCCUGGCAGCUACCAACCCUAAAGGCCAGUACAAUCCCAACGAGCCGCUGUCUGUGAAUGUAGCUCUGGCCAGCCCUUUGCUGAGUCGUUUUGACCUGGUGCUAGUUCUGCUGGACACCAAAAACGCAGAGUGGGACAACAUCAUCUCCUCUUUCAUUCUGGAGGACAGAGGACUGCCUGCUGAGUCUGCCAGCCUGUGGUCCAUGGAGAAAAUUAAGGCUUAUUUCAGUGUGAUUAAACGCUUGCAGCCGCAGGUGUCUGAGGAGGCCAACAGCAUCUUGACACGUUAUUACCAGCUGCAGAGACAAAGUGACUGCCGCAAUGCUGCCCGCACCACCAUCCGCAUGCUGGAGAGUCUUAGCAGACUGGCUGAAGCUCAUGCCAGGCUCAUGUACAGAGAGACGGUGACCAUAGAGGAUGCUGUGAUAGCUGUCUCUGUCAUGGAAUGCUCCAUGCAGGGCGGUGCUCUGCUCGGAAAUGUAAAUGCAUUACUCACCUCAUUCCCUGACGACCCCAGUCAGCAGUAUCAAAAUCAGUGUCAGAUACUGCUGGAAGGACUGAACCUGCCACUGCUUCUACAGAAGGAGAUGGACAGACAGGCCAAGCUGAAGAGCAACACCUCAGAGGCUUCCCAAUUUGACUCACCAGAUGACCAACAUCAACCCCAAGACACAAACGUCCUCAACAAAACACACUGCCUUGACAUCGCCAAUAACUGCAAGGGCGAUGUCAUGGUGGAGAGUGGCUUGGACUGGUUCCUCUCCAUCACUCCAUCACUGUUGCCAGAUGGUAUGACAUCAUCUAUAAUUAUAUCAGCUCAAGAAAACCUAAAUAGAAAACAAAGUUGGUCAGAAAUGUCUACAGUGACUAAACAGCCAAACUGUCAAACUAAGGACAUUCCAAGUAACACUGGCUCAUCAUUAAACCCUGAUGUAAUUUCAAAUCCUAUUGAAACAGUCCCCUGUGCUUCAGAAGAAAAUGGAAUAAGUGAGAAAAAUGAAAACGUCAAAGUAAAAAGCUUAAACCAUAAGGAGAUAAAGCAAUCUCAGAAACCAGAAGAUAAAAAACAUCCAGAUUCAAUGGGGUGUGUGAUUCAGAAAGUUUCUACGAAUCUGAGAGACAGAAGAAGGGAGCUGGAGCUGAAUCAACAGUCUGACAAAGCGGGAGGAGAUGGACAUGGAGAGAGGGUGGUGUCUGGAGAUGCGAGUAAAAUUGGGACUGAUGUUUUGAAUAUGACUUCAGAUUCCCACUCCAGCAGCACACUAUCAUCAGCUAAGAACUGCCUCUCAAAUAACUUGGUUCAGGAUAACCUGCUCUCUGGCCAAGAAAGUAGAUUAGAGAAUGAAGACGAGAGGGACCAGGCUAGGACGAAGAACAUCAGUACUGUACUGAAUGAAAAGAUGGCAGUGGAAGCUGAAACAGAAAAACAAUUGAAUGCAAAGUUAUUAGGCUUUAGAUUCAAACCAAGGAAGAUGAGACCAUUAGUCCAUAACCACAACUUUAAUGCCAGCCCAGAUGUCAGCACAGAGUUCCAAACUUAUUGUAACCCAGGCAGCGGAGAUCCUCACACCUACAAAGAAAGCAGAAUAAGUAAACAGAAGCCAGAUAGUCAUGACUCAGCUGUCCCACUUAUAAACACAGAGAAGAAUAAAAGAAAGAAAAGACAGAGCCAGUACCAAAAUCUUUUGGAAGGUGGAAAGCAGCUGAGCUGUGUCGGUGAGGUGGGAGAGAGAGGGUCUGAAGCCAGUAUUUCUUUUAGAUCAAAAGAGCUGGAUAAGUAUGACUUUUCCUUUGGAAAGGGCAAAUUGGCACAUGAAAAAACUGUGGGUCGAAUAAAGGGGAGUGAUGAUACAGAAAAUCUGUGUCAAAAACAAAGAACCAGAGUCAACCCCUGCAAUGAGACUAAUGUAGGUAGCUUUACUUGCGUCCAACCUUUAAAACCAACCACUUGCAUCAAUGAUCCAGCACCAUCCAAAUCAAGCCACACCAAGUCCACUCUGGCCCUUUCAACCCUGGCUAAACUCUCAAGUUUCUCGUUCAACUGCACAACUGAACUCCCGAUCACAGCUCAAACGAAAGUGGAAAAAAAUCCUACUGCAGUGGGAAAAAGUCCACUUAACAGACAUGGUGCUGAAUGCUCAAAAGCAAAUUCCAAAGACAAUAAAAUUCUAAAUCCUCCUGAAAACAGUCCCUUAUUAAGGAAGAUCAAUGCUGUAAUCACAGUGGGCAAAGUAAAGGACAUAUUACCUGACCCAGCCACAGAGCUCACACUAGGACAGGAACAUGAACAAGGGAAAGAGUUACCAACUGAAACCAAGUGCAAAGCAAAGCAGACAGAGCCUACUCAUGCUGCCAACCAUUUUCGUGUAAACAUGGUGAAUGAUGGUCCUGUUGACUAUGGAACAACUGCCAUUCUGAAGAAAAGAAAAUGUUUUGAGCUGGGUCCUCCACUGAGUAGUAUUGGUGGUUCCAAAGGUCCCUUCUCAGGACUGUCUCUGCCUGGCUUUGUUGAGUUAGGUAAUGAUGUUUUCGACACUGACUGGGACAAAGAGGUUUCAAAGAAAGCCAAAAUUGGAAGUCAAAACUGACUUGUGUGUAUAAAAAAAAAUGAAUUUGCCUAAUGUAUGAUUUCUGUAGUCUGUUGAAUCAUUCGAGAAUAUAUCUUGAACAACUUCAGUUUAUUACUUACUAACUACAAUAAAAGAGUACGUCAUAUUCUGUAUAUCUGCAUUAUUUAAUGUAAGCAUUGACUAGGAAGGGGUCAAAGGUGGUCAACCAGGAGUCAGUGGGUGACCGGAGAAAUGUCAAGGAAACCAUUCACAUCCGUUGCCAGAGAAAGACCAUCCAAGAUCAAGAAUUAAUUUCCUUGAUCAAGGAAUCACAUUUUUUUUUCUUAAAAUGUAUCUUUAAAAUUGUAUAAAUAAUGUUCUGUUUGUACUGUAUAAUUGUAAAUAAAGGUGUUUUGCUGUACACAAAGGUGCUUCACUGUACAUA
Perca flavescens (yellow perch) is the source of this 3334-nucleotide messenger RNA. RefSeq names its product DNA helicase MCM9. Bases 25 to 2928 code for a protein of 967 amino acids. Gene Ontology annotation, cellular component: nucleus; MCM complex. Gene Ontology annotation, molecular function: single-stranded DNA helicase activity; ATP binding; single-stranded DNA binding. Gene Ontology annotation, biological process: double-strand break repair via homologous recombination. Lineage: Eukaryota; Metazoa; Chordata; Actinopteri; Perciformes; Percidae. The record is from RefSeq and is a predicted model, not a curated record. The transcript has 7 exons.